AUGAUUAAACUGCUUAUAACCAAAGGCAUUUCUGUGGAUGUUACGAACGAAUUUGGUUGGACGCCCCUUCAAUGUGCAGUCAUGAAUAACCAUCUAGAAGGCGUUCAGUUACUUUUGUCCUACGGAGCUAACGUCGAUGCUAAAGAUAACGAUGGUCAUACUGCGAUUCAUCAUUCAAUUAUGGAAGGUAACCAAAACAUUGCCAAAUUACUUCUACAACACAAGACUAAUAUUUCACUGGGCAAAAAUGACAAGAACACGCUGCAGCUUGCUAUUGACGACCAAUAUUCCAUUGCUAUCGAUAAGACAUUGCAAACAGUAUAUUUUUGUUUCAAGAAUAAAAAGAAUGGUCUUAGAGACGCUGUAUGUGGACGCGGUAGGAAAUGUGAAUUCAUCGUUAAAUCUUUUUUGACAUAUGGUAUUGUACUUAGUCCAGAGGAUGUAAAUGAUAGCGAAUUAGUAUGCGCUUCUGUGGAGAAGGGACACAUCAAGAUUGUCAAGAAGUUAUUGGAACUUGGUGCCGAUGUUAAUCAGUUACACGAGAAUGCAAUUUUUAAUAAAAGUACUACAUUGUUACACAUGGCAGUAAUAACGAAACAGAGGGAGAUGGUAGAACUAUUAAUAAACUAUAAAGCUAAUGUAAAUGCUCUAGAUGAAAGAAAUUUUACUGCGAUGCAUGAGGCUGCUCUAAAUGACGAUUUAGAAAUAAUGGAACUACUUAUGGAUAACGGUGCCAGGAUAAAAGAUCAGUACAAAUUAUUGUGUAUUGCUGCUGAAACGGCUUCUAAGAAAUUUGUUGAGCUGCUUUUGCAGCACGAUAUCAAUGUUAAUGGAAAAAAUACAGAUGGUACCACGGCCAUACAUUCAUGUGUUCUCCGUCAUCCCAUUAAUUAUGAAAUCCUUAAGCUUUUGAUCGACAAAGGAGCUGAUAUUAAUGCAAGAAAUAAUUAUCGUAGAACGGCGCUUCACGAAGCCGUCCGAGCCAAAAACGUAAAAGUCGUCAAGCUUCUGUUGAACUGUAACGCGGAUGUUAACAGCGAAGAUGUAGACGGUACGACACCGCUUUUUGACUCUACGGUACGCGGAGCAGUGGAAAUUUGUGAACUACUCGUGAAGAAAGGUGCAAAACUGAAUAUCAAGAGAUAUAAAAGACCAACACCGCUUCAUGUUGCUGCUUCGAUAAAUAAUCUGGAUAUCAUGAAAAUUCUGUUACGGUCAGGUGCCGAUGUAGAUUGCGUCGAUGAAUGUGGAAACACUGCGCUUCAUCGUGCUUCUAUAAGAUCUCACUACGAUAUCGUUGCGAUCCUUCUAAGAUACGGUUCUGACAUCAACAUCGUUAACCAAGAGAACCGUACAGCGUUAUAUUAUACAUUAGAAGAAUCACUUCACAUUCUUGUGCAACACGUAAUAAUAUUGCGGGUUGCUAAGUUAUACGUUCAUGCUUCAAACAUAGCUGAGUCUGAAACUGCGAUUAACGAUAAACUGAGAUUUAUUAAUUGGACAAAAUAUGAGGAAGAAUGUAACAAAGAAUUGGAGAGAAUGAGAAGGGAGAAAAUCAACAACAGCAACAUUUCCUUUUAUGAUAUUCUGAAAGUAAGCAUAAAUGAAUUCGCGAGAAAUAAAGAUGUUGUCAAGUAUUUAAAACUAAACAACUGCGAAACGGACUUCCCUCUUUAUGGUAGUAUGAUAAACAAUCGUUUCAGAUGGGGUGUGGAAAGAAUUAAGUGGAUGGAUGAGAGCGUUCGAGUUUGUCAAAAUCUAUUCAACUACUGUCUGGUUGAUAGAAUGUUACCCUAUAUUUGCAUCGAAAAGAUAUUUAGCUAUUUGAGUAACGACGAUCUGAGGAUUCUGGUAGACGUAUGUAAAAAUGUUAAGAACCCAAAUGAAAUGUAAACAAUUAGGCU
Ceratina calcarata is the source of this 1904-nucleotide messenger RNA. Its product is annotated as putative ankyrin repeat protein RF_0381. The transcript has a single exon. Gene Ontology annotation, molecular function: protein binding. The record is from RefSeq and is a predicted model, not a curated record. NCBI's taxonomy places the organism in Eukaryota, Metazoa, Arthropoda, Insecta, Hymenoptera, Apidae. The coding region runs from base 1 to 1893 and encodes 630 amino acids.